UUACAUGAGUCCUAAUAUGAUUUGAGCAGCCGCAUGCGGAGUGGAAUCCGAUUUAUUUGUGCAGAUAUAUUUUAAUAAGGAGUAAUAAAUUUAAGUAAAAUCACACAAUAGGAAUUGUUGUAACAGAUUCUCAUGCAUCCUUUAUUUUCUUUCCAAACAUAAAAAAUUGCAUUCUCUAAAAGGUUCCCAGAUUCUUCCUGCAAUCUCGAGUUCCUAAUCUGAAACCAUCCAAAUUAAUUAGCUAAUUAAAAUCCCAAAGAGAGAAGAUAAUAAUAUCCCCAUCGACAUAAUGGGAUUGAAAUCUCUCUUCUGCAAGAAGAAGCGGCUGGCGAACGACGACGGGGCGGUGGGGUCCAUAGGCUCGAGAACGCCGUCGUUCAACAACCGGGCCCGCGUGGAGGAGGAGCUGGAGCAGGUUUUCAAGAAGUUCGACGUGAACGGCGACGGAAAGAUCUCGGCGGCGGAGCUCGGGUCGAUCAUGGGCAGCCUGGGCCACGUGGCGACGGAGGAGGAGCUCGGCGACAUGAUCCGGGAGGUGGACGCCGACGGCGACGGCUUCAUCGAUCUCCGGGAGUUCAUCGAGCUGAACACGAAGGACGUCGGCUCCGACGAGGUGAUGGAGAAUCUCAAGGACGCCUUCUCCGUGUUCGACGCCGACAAGAGCGGCUCCAUCUCCGCCGACGAGCUCCAGAACGUGAUGCGGAGCAUCGGCGAGGAAUGCUCGCUCGCCGAGUGCCGGAAGAUGAUCAGCGGCGUCGACCGCGACGGCGACGGGAUGAUCGAUUUCGAGGAGUUUAAGGUCAUGAUGACGACGGGGUCCCACUUAGACUCCUCCUUGGAUUCAAAGAUUGGGUAAUUAUAUUAUUAUUAUUAUUAUUAUAUGUCUUCUUGGUGAUCCUUUUUUAGAUAUGGAAUCAAGAAAAUUGUUUAGAAUUUUUGGUUAUCGAAAACGUUUUGGUUUUUAGUUUUGAUUCUGAUACUCUAAUAAAUUAAUGCUAACGAUCUUUGUUUUUUCAUUCUUCUUAAUGAGAUUUAUUUUCGAUUGAUUAUAAUGCGUG
This is a messenger RNA of Cuscuta epithymum, 1058 nucleotides long. Lineage: Eukaryota; Viridiplantae; Streptophyta; Magnoliopsida; Solanales; Convolvulaceae. The record is from the annotation of a GenBank genome assembly.